AAAAAACAAAAAAUUGGUUUAAUUGUUUUUAUGGAAAUUUUAACAGAUUAACAUCACCAUGCUGUCAGUUAUUGAUGUUUUUAUUUACUGUUGUUUUUCUCUGUUGUGUUUUCAGUCGCUGCGUCUGAAUCCAGAAAGAACCGCAGCGGAAACAAAUGAGCUCUCUUCCUGCCCCGCUGAGGACUGUUGACCUGUCGGGACAGACGAGGCUGGAGGAGUUACGAGAGUCUGAAAGCAAAAAGAAGCCAAGAUGUCUGAGGGAAAGAAGAUGACAUCGAGCCGCAGGCAUCAUCUCAAGAGUUUGAUACUUCAGAUCGCUGUCACCUGGCUGGAGCAGGAAGCCAACGAAAUCGCAGCCGCCAAAGAAGCUUACAUGGCGGAGAAAUGCGCCGCCCCCGACCUGAGCGGAGACCAGGCGGCUCUGAUGGAAGUCUGCAAGAAGCUGCACCAGGCCCUCGACAAGAUCGAUGAGGAUAGAUACGACGCCGAGGCCAAAGUGGCAAAGACAGACAAAGAGAUCGAGGAUCUGAAGAUGAAGGUGGUGGAGCUGGCCGGAGUGAAGAAACCCGCCCUGAAGAAAGUGCGUAUGUCGGCCGACACCAUGCUGCAGGCUCUGCUGGGAGGAAAACACAAGGUGACCAUGGACCUGAGGGCCAACCUGAAGCAGGUCAAGAAGGAGGUCAAAGAGGAGGCUGGCGAGGGCGUCGGCGACUGGCGUAAGAACGUUGAGGACAAAGCCGACAGGAAGAAGAUGUUCGAGACUUCCUAAAGACUUUCUCUGCCUCUGGGCUUCUACAACUCUUUGUUACAUCUCUGGAAAAAAAAGCCACG
Messenger RNA from Plectropomus leopardus (leopard coralgrouper), 831 nucleotides. Its product is annotated as troponin I, fast skeletal muscle-like. Gene Ontology annotation, biological process: cardiac muscle contraction; skeletal muscle contraction. Lineage: Eukaryota; Metazoa; Chordata; Actinopteri; Perciformes; Serranidae. Gene Ontology annotation, cellular component: troponin complex. The record is from RefSeq and is a predicted model, not a curated record.